Gekko japonicus is the source of this 1133-nucleotide messenger RNA. Its product is annotated as adiponectin receptor protein 1-like. The record is from RefSeq and is a predicted model, not a curated record. The coding region runs from base 77 to 1126 and encodes 349 amino acids. Gene Ontology annotation, biological process: adiponectin-activated signaling pathway. Gene Ontology annotation, molecular function: signaling receptor activity. NCBI's taxonomy places the organism in Eukaryota, Metazoa, Chordata, Lepidosauria, Squamata, Gekkonidae. Gene Ontology annotation, cellular component: plasma membrane. The transcript has 7 exons.
UUCAUAAGGGUGCUGGAGAAGUCUGGUGGUUCUGCUUUUGCAGAAGUCCAGGUCUGGUGUCUUGUGUUCUGACCAGAUGUCGUCCCGUAAAGGAUCAGUAAACAGCCAAGGAAAUGGACCUUCAAAUAAUGUCAGAGAGAAGGAAGUUGUGGAACUGGCUGAACUUGGACCCCUGUUAGAGGAGAAAGGAGACCCACUGGCAACUAAUUCACCCAUUGCCCAAGACCAACCAUGUCCAGCAACCCAAGAAGAAGAGGAGGAGGAGGUGCGGGUGCUGACUCUGCCUUUGCAGGCACAUCAUGCUAUGGAAAAAAUGGAGGAAUUUGUAUAUAAGGUCUGGGAGGGUCGCUGGAGAGUUAUCCCUUAUGAUGUGCUGCCUGACUGGCUGAAAGAUAACGAUUACCUGUUGCAUGGGCAUCGGCCCCCCAUGCCAUCUUUCAGAGCCUGCUUCAAGAGCAUCUUCCGCAUACACACUGAGACAGGCAACAUCUGGACGCACUUAUUAGGCUUUGUGUUAUUUCUUUGCCUGGGAAUUUUGACCAUGCUUAGGCCAAAUAUGUACUUCAUGGCCCCUCUUCAGGAAAAGGUGGUGUUCGGAAUGUUCUUCCUUGGAGCAGUGCUGUGUCUCAGCUUUUCCUGGCUUUUUCAUACAGUCUACUGUCAUUCAGAAAAGGUGUCUCGGACAUUUUCCAACCUGCCACUGCGGGUGGACUGGGAAAGCAAAGGGGAGGGAGAGUGGGUCAGUUUCACCCACCUGGGGUUGAAAGUGGAGAUGCUGACAGAUCUUGCUGUUCUUUUCACAGGGGUGUUCCUGGGGCUGGGGCUGAGUGGUGUGGUCCCCACCAUGCAUUUCACCAUAGCAGAAGGAUUUGUGAAAGCCACCACUAUGGGCCAGAUGGGCUGGUUUUUCCUUAUGGCCAUGAUGUACAUAACAGGAGCUGGACUGUAUGCUGCCCGAAUUCCAGAGCGCUUCUUUCCUGGCAAGUUUGACAUCUGGUUCCAGUCCCACCAGAUCUUUCACGUGCUGGUGGUGGCUGCAGCCUUUGUCCAUUUCUAUGGAGUCUCCAAUCUGCAGGAAUUCCGUUAUGGGCUUGAAGGAGGAUGUACUGACGACUCUCUUCUCUGAGAACUUC